This is a messenger RNA of Abrus precatorius (Indian licorice), 1128 nucleotides long. RefSeq names its product AT-hook motif nuclear-localized protein 1-like. The transcript has 5 exons. Bases 1 to 984 code for a protein of 327 amino acids. NCBI's taxonomy places the organism in Eukaryota, Viridiplantae, Streptophyta, Magnoliopsida, Fabales, Fabaceae. The record is from RefSeq and is a predicted model, not a curated record. Gene Ontology annotation, molecular function: minor groove of adenine-thymine-rich DNA binding.
AUGGAAACCAGUGGCGGUGUUAGCGGCGGCGUUACAGUGGUCGGAUCGGAUGCUCCGUCGGACUACCAUGUAGCUCCGAGGACCGACAAUCCGGCUCCGACCGGUGGAUCCACCACGCAGAUUCCGGCGACGGCGGGGAGUGCUCCGCCGCCGUCACACCCGCCACACGCGGCGGCGAUGGAGGCGUCUCCGGCGACUAUGCCGGCGAAGAAGAAGAGGGGUCGGCCGAGAAAGUAUGCACCAGACGGGUCGGUGACCAUGGCGCUGUCUGCAAAGCCAAUAUCUUCUUCGGCCCCGUUGCCGCCGGUGAUCGAUUUCUCGGCGGAGAAGCGCGGAAAAGUAAAGCCAAAUAGCUCGCUGAGCAAAGCCAAGUUUGAGUUGGAGAAUUUAGGAGAAUGGGUUGCAUGCUCAGUUGGUGCUAAUUUUACACCUCAUAUCAUCACUGUUAAUUCUGGGGAGGAUGUUACUAUGAAGGUAAUAUCAUUUUCUCAACAAGGGCCUCGAGCUAUAUGCAUUCUUUCAGCUAAUGGUGUCAUAUCAAGUGUCACACUUCGUCAGCCUGAUUCUUCUGGGGGCACAUUGACAUAUGAGGGUCGAUUUGAAAUUCUGUCUUUAUCUGGCUCAUUCAUGCCGAAUGAAAGCGGAGGAACACGUAGCAGAUCAGGUGGCAUGAGUGUUUCUUUAGCAAGUCCUGAUGGACGUGUUGUAGGUGGAGGAGUAGCUGGUCUGUUAGUGGCUGCAAGUCCUGUGCAGGUAGUGGUAGGAAGUUUUCUGGCAGGAAACCAACACGAGCAGAAGCCAAGAAAACAGAAACAUGAGGUAAUAUCCACUGCAACACCAACUGCAGUUGUUCCCAUCACUACUCUUGAUCCAAUACCUAUUCUAUCGUCAGCUUCAUCCAUCCGCGGAGAAAAUUGGUCUGCUAUGCCGGCGGAUGCCAAGAAUAAGCCGGCCGACAUUAACGUGUCCCUUCCUGGAGGGUAAUUUAUAGGCCUUGAACUUGAUCCAUCUGAAUUUAUAUUUGCUGCUGACAACAUUGUAAUAGGAUUCCUAGUUGUUGGCGUGCUUUCCCUUGUUUGUUGUGUCUGUAAGCUUGUUGACUGUGUAUCGGGACCAUCAUGUUUUCAG